Molecule: messenger RNA, 2705 nt
Organism: Pygocentrus nattereri (red-bellied piranha)
Lineage: Eukaryota; Metazoa; Chordata; Actinopteri; Characiformes; Serrasalmidae
Gene: parla
Product: presenilin associated, rhomboid-like a
Exons: 10
Coding region: 240-1403 (387 amino acids)
Cellular component (GO): membrane
Molecular function (GO): serine-type endopeptidase activity
Source: RefSeq, a predicted model, not a curated record
UACGGAGGGAAAUGUAGUCUCCAAACUGAGUGAUUGGGUUUAGAGCUAAAGACGAAGAUUUAGAAAACUUCUGAGUAAAAACUGCGAGUUUAUUCAGACUAAAGAUGGAUUAAAACUCUUCCUGAACGGUCUUUAAUCCAGGCAGAGUGACAGUAAUGCCCUACAGUGCGGCAGAAGGAGUCUGUCGGUAGCCGAGCCCCGUUUUCUCUGGUUUGUUUACUGCAGCGGGUCAGCCGGUCAUGGCGUGGAGGGGCUUCAUACAGUGGACCAAAGAAGAGCUCUGCAGUUCCUCCACACUCUUUACGAAGACCAGAUUCUCCCUUCAUCCUCAGCAGAGAUGUGGCUUUCGGAAAGCUCAGAGGAAGCCGGAGAUCCGGAAAGAGAACCCAGAGCAAAAUCCCGCUUCAGAUUUGGGGGAAGCCGCAGCUAAGAAGAAAACUCACCCUGGGUCAUCUGUCCCACCUCCUAGAAAGCCAGGACAACUCUUCAGACCCCUAGUGUUCACAGUGGGGUUUACAGGCUGCUCCUUCGGCGCCGCCGCCAUCCUACAGUACGAGUCAGUUAAGUUUCGAGUGGAGACGGCCAUGGAGGAGGCCAAAGAGGAGAAGCUGAAGAAACAUGAACAGAGCCAUGACACAGCAUAUUGGCACAAUUGGUGGAAUCAGCUCUCAGACUUUCAGAAGCAGAUGAUCGUGCUCAUGUCUGUCGUGGAUGACUGGUGGAGCAGAAAGACUGAGGGACAGAAAACAGUCAUGGGUGUCAUAGCUCUGAACACUGUAGUGCUCUGCUGUUGGAGAAUUCCUUACAUGCAGCGCAGCAUGCUAAAGUACUUCACCUCCAACCCUGCUUCAAAGACGCGGUGCCUUCCCAUGGUCCUCUCUUCAUUUAGCCAUUAUUCCAUUCUCCAUAUGAUGGCCAACAUGUACGUGCUGUGGACCUUCUCCACUAGCGUAGUCUCUCUGCUCGGCCGGGAGCAGUUCCUGGCUGUCUACCUGUCUGGAGGUGUGUUCUCCACUUUCAUCAGCUACAUCUGUAAAACAGCCACAGGCCGCCUGGGUCCGUCUCUCGGAGCUUCAGGUGCAGUCAUGACGGUUCUGGCCGCUGUGUGCACAAAGAUGCCUGAGGCUCAACUGGGAAUCGUCCUGCUGCCUAUGCUCAGCUUCACAGCAGGAACCGCGCUGAAGGCUCUUGUUGCCUUUGAUACAGUUGGUCUUCUUUUGGGCUGGAGAAUGCUGGACCAUGCGGCCCACCUUGGCGGGGCGCUGUUUGGAUUAUGGUACAUUUCCUACGGUCAUGGCCUGAUCUGGAGAAAGCGGGAGCCAUUGGUGAAGUUUUGGCAUGAUUUGAGAAGAGGCCCGUCUGGUGGAGCGCCACCUGGUGGAGGUGGAGAUUCUCGUGUGUAGGAUCCUGUACAGUAACGCUCUGGUCUCAGAACUGGAAAUGUAACAUCAUGACACUCAGAUGACCACUACUGUGGGCUUUUUUUUCAUGUACCAGUAGUUUUGAUUGUCACAUUAAUUCCUGCUGUUAUAUGUGUGUGAAAGUGUUUUUUUAAGCAUUUUAUUACAUUUCUUCAUAAAAUGCUGACUCAAAAUGGCUUGAUAAGAAGAGAAUUGUGUUUAUCGAGGUUUUGAUUUUGAGAUGGAGCUUUAUAAAAACGUUUCUUUGGUUCUCUCAGUUGCUGUGAGAGUGACAUUAUGCUAAUUAAAUGCAAAAAUAAAGGUGUUACUUAUUAUAACAACAGAUCUGAGUUGAUGUUACAGGACCACAUGACUCAAAGGAGAUUAGAAGUAUGAUCGUUCCAGAAAGGUCUUUUCUUCAUUCUGUGUUUUAUUUAUGUACACAGUCCUGUGUAUUCAUGAGGAACAGUUAUAAACCCACCACUUAUUGUAGAUAAACAAGUACAGUUGAUAUGUAAUUGAUUCUGUGAUGCCAAAGCCCCAUAGACCAUUAUAGAAAAUGUUAAUUGCCCAUGUCUUUACAGUUCAGACAUACACCAAAUGUAUCCAGGCAUCUGCUUGUCCAGUAUUUUUCUUGAAAUCAAGUAUUAAUAGGCAGUUUGUCUGCAGUAACGGCCUCUACUCUUCUAGGAACGUCACUCCAGCUCAUCCCAAAGGUCUCCAGUGGAGUUUAAUCACACCAACUCGUCCCAAAGAUGGUUAAUGGAGCUUUAUCAGCCCAACUCAUUCCGAAGGUGUUUAAUACAGCUUCAGCAGUCCAACUCAUCCCAAAGGUUUUUAUUCAAGCUUCAUGACUCCAACUCCUCUAAUUGGUGGUAGGUAUAGCUCUAUCAAUCCAACUUGCCCCAGAGUUCAGUGAAGCUUAAUUACUCCAACCCAUCCCAAAGGUCUCCAGAGGAGUUUAAUCACACCAACUCGUCCCAAAAAUGGUUAAUGAAGCUUUAUCAGCCAAACUCAUCCCGAAGAUGUUUAAUACAGCUUCAUCAGUCCAACUCACUGCUUCAGUCCAACUUUAUUACUCCAACUUAUUCCAAAGGUUUUAGUGGGAUUUAAUCACUCCAGCUCAUCACAGAUGUGUUUGGUAAAGAUUUGACACUCCAGAGAACAAAGCUCCACUGCUCCACAGGCCAAUGUUAGCCUCUUAGGGCAUGGAUGCUUCAGAGCAUCACACAUAGACUUUUGGACUUCCAGAGCUUGGGAGAUAGUGUGGCUGUAUGAAUAAAAAUGAACACCGGUGUGAGCAGG